GAAGCAGCGCCGGUGAAGAAGAUCAGCAUGGAGCACUUUCCCACUGUGGAAAUGGCGCUUAGAGCUUGAAGCCUGAAGCCUGAAGCCUGAAGUCAGAGGAGCAUCUCUAGCUUGUCAAUCAGUAGAAGCGCACAGAGGACUCUACGUAUGAGCUGCACUUUGAAAAGAAACGGAUUAUGACAGAGGAGAGAGGAGGAAUCGGGCGACUCGUCAAGGAAGAAGCAAACAUCGGUGGCUGUGAUAAAGCCGUGCUCAUCAGACAGUGAACAAUGCAUGACCUGACUGCCCAAGUCACCAGCAGCCUGCUGCCGUUUCCAGGCGUGACUGUAGAUGCUCUGGGGGAGGAUGAGAUCACCCUAGACUCUGUACUACAUGGGAAGUUCACUGUUGGCCGCAGUGGGCUGGCCUGGCUGGCCUGUGGCCCCCAUCUGGAGGUUGUCCAUGCUGUGACAGGAGAACGGCUGUCUGCGUACUGCUUCAGUGGAGGAGGCGAGCACCCACCCAGUGUCCUAGCUGCCAGGGACUUCAGCUGGCUCAAACGGUCUGGGUUGCUGGUUGGCUUGGAGGAAGCAGAGGGCAGCGUGCUGUGUCUCUAUGACUUGGGACUGUCAAGGGUGGUCAAAGCUGUGGUUAUACCAGGCAGGAUUACAGCCAUUGAGCCAUUAGUGAGCUAUGGCGGAGCAAGCACUUCGACCCAGCAUCUUCACCAGAGCCUGCGCUGGUUCUUUGGCAUUGCCGCUGUAGUAACAGAUCUUGGUCAUGUUCUGCUUGUGGACCUCUGUCUUGACGACCUGUCCUGCAGCCAAAGUGAACUGGAGGCUUCAGACCUGCAGGUAGUGACCAAGUCUCCUGCAGAGAUCCCCAGGCUUAGAGAAGUCAGUACCAGACAGGGCAGACAUCUUUGUCUCCAGCUGAAUGGGCCCAGUGGAGUUGGAGCCACAGCUCUGCAGUACAUCUCCAGGACCAACCAGCUGGCAGUGGGAUUUUCUGACGGAUACUUACAACUGUGGAACAUGAAGGUUCUAAAGAAGGAAUACCACUCCCAGUUAGAGGGUGGCAGGGUGCCUGUCCAUGCUUUCACCUUCCAGGAGCCAGAAAACGACCCCAGGAAUUGUUGCUACCUCUGGGCUGUCCAGUCUUCUCAGGACCUCGAGGGAGAUAUGGUCAGCCUCCACCUGCUUCAGCUGGCCUUCAGUGAAAGGAAGUGUCUAGCAUCUGGGAAGAUCCUCUAUGAGGGUCUGGAGUACUGUGAGGAACGUUACAGUCAGGAGUUAAAUGGCACAGCUUUUCCUCUUAGGGCCCAGGCCACCAACAUUCGCCUACUGAGUUGCCAGACCAUUGAGAAGUUUAGACCCCAUCCUGACAGGGAUGACAGCAUGAAUGAAGUUGCAUCUCCAGACACCAGUGUGUCUAUCUUCAGCUGGCAAGUGAAGGCCUAUGGUCAGGGAACUCCAUCUACUUUCAUUGGGGUUUUUGACAUCAACCGUUGGUACCACGCACAAAUGCCAGACUCUUUAAGAACGGGGGAGUCUUUGCAGAAUUGUCCCUACCUGGCAGUUUGGUCUCUGGACCCAGUGGUGCAGAUGGUGUCUUCACACCCCCUCCUGGAUGUGGUGGUGCAUGACCGCAGCCUGAGCAGGGGCCUGCCCUUCACCUGCCCCCCACCGGAACAGUACUUUAACCCCACCACCUAUAACUUUGAUGCUACCUGCUUGCUCAACUCUGGAAUUGUGCACUUAACAUGCUCUGGGUAUCAGAAAGAGACCCUGAGCUUUUUGAAGAAAGCUGCUCCUUGUUCCAGUGACAUCAUCUCCACCAGCUACUCCCGCUGCCUCAUGUCCGGUCUACUCUCAUCUCGCCUGGCUGACACCCAAGCCUCCAGCCUCUCUCAGGAGGAGCAACUGGAUGCCAUCUUGUCCACAGCAGUGGAGACCAGCUCCUUGGGACUGAUCACAGGCUGCAUCAAGCAGUGGACUGCAGAAGAACAACCAGGUUCUGCACUGAACCUGCGCUACAUCCUGGAUUGGGCCUGGAACAAAGUAGUCCAGACCAAGGAGGAACUGGAUGGCAUCUGUGCUCCGCUGUUUGACAGCUCAUCCAACUUUACAGAUCCUCAGACCAUGCAGCUGCUACAGCACAGCCAGAGGCUGCUCAGUAACCUCAGUACCAUCUUCCACUGUCUGCUCAAUGAAGCUCAGGAGCUCACACAAAAAGGCCUGGUGGGUCUGAUGAACAAGAACAUGGUGUCCAGUCUGAUUUCCAAGUACGCUCAGGUGGUGCUCUGGUUCUGUCGUACCGGUCUGCUGCCUGAAGGAUCAGACAAUGACGCUCUCCAGAUCUCCAGGCCAUUCUACACUCACUCAGUCAUCAGCAACUAUUAUACAAUACGCAGAGAGGAGCUCACCAGGCUGGCUAAGGGCAAGUGGUGUGCAGACUGCCUGAUGAUUGACGGUUUGGUCAGGCAGUGUGGUGAACGCUUGACCAACCUGUGGAAAAGGGACGACGGUGGGACAGGGCAAUACCCACCACCUACAUUGCAUGCCUUGUUGGACAUUUAUCUGCUGGACAACAUCGAUGAAGCUGCCAAACAUGCAAUUGUGAUUUACCUGUUGCUGGAUGUCAUGUACUCCUUCCCCAAUAAGGAGGGAGCAUCAGUGGAGUCUUUCCCCACAGCCUUUGCCAUCCCAAUUGGACUUGUGAAACUAGUACAAGGCCUCUGGCUACUGGACCAUCAUGACCACCAGAGUUCAUUUGAGCUGCUCCUGCAUCCAGCUGCAUCUCAGUGUCAGUUUGAGUGGCAGCAUGAGCGUGUCCUGCAAGCACUGAUGUGCCAGGGCCAACACUCAGUGGCACUACGAUACUUCCACGUUACAAAGCCCCCAAUUUCCUCCACCUCCCAGGCCAAACUCUGCCUGUCUGUACUGCUACACAAUAGGUGUCUCAUAGAGGCGUGGUCCUUAGUUCGGCAGCACUCUAAUCGCCUCAACAUGGGUGAGCUUCUGGGCUUCCUGUAUGAGAGCUGCCAGGAGCUGGGCCUCAUCAAGGAGCUGCUCAAAUUGCCCCUGGGACUCACUGAGCAGGAAUGUUUGGAGAAGUUCCUCCAGGGUACAGGGGGUCUCCAAAACAGAGAACUGCUGAUGGUUCAUUACCUUCAGCAGGCCAACUACAUUCCUGCCCUGCAGCUCAACCACAGCCUCAAAAUGAACCUGGUGAAUGAGCGAGACCCAAAACUUAAAGAACGAUCCAACACCAGGAACUCUAUAUUGGAUCAGUAUGGCAAAGUUUUGCCCAGAGUCCAGAGGAAACUGGCGAUGGAAAAAGCCAAGCCCUACCAGCAUACCUACGCCAUCCACAGAGAAGUUUCUCGGCCGCAGCCACUGUCAACCAUCACCAAACGCUCUACCAAUGAGAAGGUGAUGUCGAGGGCCGGCUUCAUAAACAAUGUUCUGACCAAGAUCGAGGAGGUUUGGUUAGGCAAAGGAGCUUCACCACAGUCCACCCCAGUCAAGAGCCCCAGGGUAGCUGAUGUUCAGAGCCCCAAGCCCUCUUUAGCCCUUCCUGACCCCUUCUUGGGAACUCCUAUCACCAUGACCUCCAAACGAAAGUCAAGGCUGAUGGACUUCGUCGUUCACCCCUCCUGUCAGACUCCUCGCACUCUCCUCAGCCCUCCCAGACCUCCCAGCUCCUGGGUUUCUCCAAAGAGCAUCAGCAAGGCCCCUGAACUCAGUCUGCUGCAAACACCGCAAGUUGUCAAGCGAGCUCGGGCUUUGGCUGCUUCUGGCCCUGUGUUCUCAGCCUUCACUCCUCAGUCAAUCCUGCGCAGCAGCCUUAGGCCCACUCCGGUCGCCACCCCUUCUGCUUCUCCAGGACGAUCCAUCACCCCCCCACUCCGCAGCAAAGAAAGUAGAAUCACUUUUAUCGAAGAGGCAGAAUCUCCGGAACCAGAGAAGGGCAUCCGAUGGACCAAUGGGAUGGCAGCAGAAAGUGAGAUUAGCUUGCUGGCCAGAGGCUCCACACUACCCAAGGCUACGCGUGAGACCUGGUCCUCGCAGCCAGCUGAAGAGGAAGAGGAAGAGGAGGGAGAUGAGGAAGGAGAACAAUCUCACGUAAAAUUCAUGCCUCCAGAAGGUGGUGUACCCUCGCCACAACUGAGAUGCUUUGAGAGCGAGUCAUCCUCCAUCCACAAAGAUGCUGCAGACAGCAGACCAUCAGAUGCAACGCAAGCACAACUUAGCCUGAGCUUCGAUUCCAGCCAGACGCCUGUGCGUUCAACAGACACCACUCUAGAGUACUACGAUGCACCUCUUUCAGAAGAGCAGGAAGAAGAGCAUACAGAUCCAGAGAAAAAAGACGAGGUAGUGACGAUAAACAUCAAAGGCCUAACUGAAAAAGGGGAACCAGAAGAAAAACCCUCAUCCAUCAUUGAGCAGACUCCUCUCCUGACAUCAGAGGAUCUAGAAAGGGAAGAAGAGGAGGCGAAAGAGGAUGAAAUAUUUGAGGACGUGAUGGAGAUUGGUCUUGAACAAGAAGAUAAAACAGAGGAAGAAGUUCAGUCAGAACAGGGGGCUAAAACCGAGGAAGAGUUUCAGUCAGAACAGGAGGAUAAAAUCGAAGAAGAGGUUCAGUCAGAACAGGAGGCUGAAAACGAAGAAGAGGUUCAGUCUGAAAAGGAGGAAAAACAGGACGCUGAGUCAAGUACCAAACAAGAAGAUGCUGCAACUCUUGACCAAGAGGAGACGUUUAGUCACAAUCAAGUUUGUAACCAGGUAACUGAGAGCGCCAACUCUGGCAUUGAGGUCGAAUCUCAGGAUCAACCAGUGAAGGCUACGGGACAGGACAUCCAGUCAGAGGCCACUGAAUCCACUGAGUUCAUUGAGUGUCUGAAACCAUCUGGUGCCACUGAACCCACGCAUGAACCAGAAGAGGAGCUGGAGCAAUCAACAGAUCUGACAGAGUUUGUGCAGAGACAUCUGUUUGGCGGUGAUCUGUCUCCUCCGCUCACCCGCUCAGGAAUCCACAACGCAUCACAGACCCAGACAUCCUUCAACAGUGAAUCAUUAGGUGAGGUUGAAGAGGAGGAGCCGGCAGCUGUUGAACCUCCCCCGGUGUUCACCAGCCAGAAAUCUAUUGCCUCUGUGACGUCCUCCGAGCCAACUGGCACAGACUCCCACUCUGUUGUGAGUUUAAACGAUAGUGAAGAGCUUUCUAGCCCUAUGUCUGAAGAGGAAGAAGAAGAUGAGGAGGAGUCUGAUCAAGUAGAGGAUGAAGAAGAGGAGGAGGAGGAGGAGGAGGACUCUGGUAGUGAGGUUGAGAUCAUUGAGGAGGUCCAGGGUAAUGGGAGGCUGCCACCCCUCCAACCCAGUUCAGUCUUUGUGCAACACACACACUUCCUGUCAAGUCUGUCAGAGCAGGAGACAGCAGAGUUCCCUCUUAUCACGCCCGGUGCAGAGAUGAAGAUGGUAGAGGAGGACAUGGAGGGCGAGGUGGUCAUGGUGAGACUGGGUGCAGAUGAAGGAGGGAUGGAAGCAGAUGAGGUUGAAGAGCAAGGAUCGUCUUACUUGGAGCUCAAGCCAUCCACCACUCUCCUGGUACCCCUGGAGCUCAUGGAGGGACAGGCCGGCCUGGUGGCCAGUUCUCAGCUGGGUCUUCCUGAGCUUCCGCAAGCUAUUGUGCCAGAUGACCCAAGGUCUGAAACUCACACUGGCUUCUCUCUGAUGCUCGAUAUGGAAGAAGACGGGGAUAAAGAUGCAGACACGCAACCUAUGGAGAAUGAUCUGCAAUUCUCCGACCCUCCCACCCUUUCUCCAGCAGUGGAGGCUAGUGAUGAACUUGUGACCAAACCUGAGGAUAUUCUUUUGGGCACAGAUGAUCAGGAUCCUCUCCUGUCUGAAGGAGCCUCUGAAGAGGACCAGCAGAAAGAGUUGGACAUCUUGGAUGGAGCUGAAGUAGAUGGACUGACAGAGACAGAACUUCUCGAUGACCAAGCUGUCCUACAAACCGAAAACACUGAUGAAAACCAUGAAACAGAGGAUGCUAAAGAACAGAUGGAUACAGAGUUAGUCAUGCUGGCUGAAGACCAGGAACCUGUUGGUCUUUCGGUCUGUGAGCCAACUCCAGUGGAAGAACUUCCAGCAGCUGUGGAUGACAAAGACUCUGUGGCAGAGAAAGAUGCAGCUGAAGAGAAGAUGGAAGAAGAGGAAAAGGAGGAGGAGGAAGAGGAGGAGAAGGAAAAGGAGGAGGAGGAGGAGGAGAAGGAGAAGGAAAAGGAGGAGGAGGAGAAGGAAAAGGAGGAGGAGAAGGAAAAGGAGGAGGAGGAGGAGAAGGAACAGGAGGAGGAAGAGAAGGAACAGGAGGAGGAAAAGGAGGAGGAGAAGGAAAAGGAGGAGGAGGUCAAACCAACACCUGCUGAGGACCAGGAAGAGCCUGGAGAAAAUGGGCCUGUUAAUAUGGAAACAGAGAUCGCCCCCAGUGCUGAGACAGCAACCGUUGUGGAGGAGAAGCAGCAGGACCCCAUAGUCCCAGCAGAGACGAAAGAGGAUAACGGGGAAGAAAUUAAGACAGAGAAAGAAACGAAAAAGAGGGGAAGGCCGAGAAAACAAAAAGAACCUGUGUCAAAUAGCCAGCCGGAGGAACAGCCUGUGCCAGAGACUCCCACUUCCCAGAGGAAAAAGAAAGCUCCUUCCACCCCAACACGGAGAACCACAAGGGCGAGGGCAGUUACCUUUAUCUCUCCGCUGCAGGAGGAAGCAGAGGAGGAUGGGAAAGUGGAGGAGGCAGAAACAAGCACUCUGGCCCCUGCCUCACCUAGUCGCACACCUAGAAAAGGUAAACAGAACAAAGAGAUCAAAGUCCGAGCUAGCACACCUCGAAGAACUACUCGCAAAACUCAGCCUGUUGAAGAGGAGGAGGCCAUGGAUAAUGACACCACGGUUGCAUCAACCUCCAAGGCUUCUUCUCCAGGUAGACGACGGGCUUCCCAGAAGGCGCCUUCAACAAAGGCCAGCCAAAGUGGCAGUGAGGAGGUGUCUGCAGGCACAGAGGGUGAGGAUGAGGGCACAGACACAAAGGCUUCAGAGCAAACAAGCUCCAAGACUCCCACACCGGCUAAACGCAGGACUGCUCAGGGCAGCACUCCGAGGAGGUCCAGCAGGAGGAUACUGAGUAGCAGUGAGGUGGUGCCAUUGCCAUUAGAGAUCCUGAAAGAAGAGAAGGAACAGGAGGAGGUGUUUGCAUCCCCUGCCAAACGCAACUCCAGGAAAUCUAAGACUGAAUCAUCAGAGACCCUGCUGGAGGAGGAAGAGAGCAAAAAAACAGUUUCCAGCCCCAGUAGGUCGACUCGGCAGUCCAACCGGAUCACCCUGAAUGUUUAUCCACAAGUGAAACUGGUUCCUGUAUCACUUCCUCAGAGUGUAAGGAAGAAGAGAGCAGAGUUGAUGACGGAAAAUAUAAAUGAAAGUGAAGCUCUGUUUGAGCCUGAACUGAACAGCAACACCGGUCUCACCAACUCCCUUCGACCAACCAGAAGCAAACUCUGGGAUCACCCUGAGGAAGACCUUCCCUUACUGGACUCACCAUUGGAGGUGGAUUCUGAAACCCCUGUCGCAGACGCCCUCAUCAAGAGACUUCAGGAUGAGGAAGAGAAGCAGGAAGGAGGCGUCGUUGUUACAAAGAUGGUAAGAACCAGCAAGAGAGCUACAAAGUCGUCAGUGGAGCAGGAUCACUCGCUACAAGACAGCCUGUUCCCCGAACCCGAGGAUGACGAGUCUAGUCCAGGCGAGCAUUCAUUCAUCUACUCCCCCUCGAGAAGAAGAACAAGAGCUAAUAGAGCAGAGUCUCCAGGGCCGAGUGAAGAGUCCGCGGCGCCCGUCACUCGCAGCAGGAGAAGAGUUGUCAAAGACACCUCUGUUGCUCCUCCUGAUGAAAUUGCUUCAGAAGAAGAUCCUUUGGAAGUCGAGAAAGCAGUGGGUGUUUCUAAGACCAGAAAAACAGGCAAACGAGCAACCAAAUCCAAAGCCGCUCCGGAGCCGCCUCCCGUAGCAGAGGUGGACCUGCUCUCGCCUCUGCCCAGCCCAGCUGAUCCGCUCCCACGGGCGCUGAAGAGAAUUAAGGAGGGAGAGGCCCUGCCCCCGAGCAUGAACCUUCGACGCAAGCGCAUAAUGGACACCGUUUUCACAAAACCUGUCACACGGAGGAAGAAACUCUAAGGAGGUUGGUGGUGGUUCUAACCAUUGAACCUCAGACAGCCACCAGGUCUUAACCAACUCGGUCAGGAGCUGUCAAAUAAAAGUGUAUGCCUAAACUCAUGAUGGUUCUAUUUCCUCAAAUGCCUCACAGUGCUGCGGUUUGUACAUUGACUUCUCUGUAGGACAAUAAAAUAAAAGCAAUGUAGGCAUAAAAAUAUAUUUUUGGGACAAAACGCACUGAUGGAUAGCAGUGUGAGAGAGGACUAUAUUUUUAGAGUUCACACGUCCCGCUCGUACUAACUCUAUUUCACUUGGUAUUGUAUCUGUGGCCAUUUUUUUUUUUUGGACAUUGUGCGACGCUCCUUAUAAUCGGCUUAUUUCUCUGGGCACAGAAUGGCACAAGGGAAAGCAAUCGAUGGGCUUUUAGAAGCUCCCAUUAUUAAAACCAGAGAGACUGAACUGAACCUGCCUUUGAUGAAAAGGUUUUAUUUACAUUCUUUUUUUUAAUUUUAAGGUUGUUUUUGUUUUGUUUUUUGUUCUUGUUUACUUUUAAGAUUUUGAGGCCUGCUGUUUUUCUAUUUAAGAAGAAAAGCAACCAACCCAGUGGAGAUACAAGAUUUCUACUGAUACAUUUGUAUAUAGUUUUUUGCUAUGUUCCAAAUAAAAUUAAUAAAUAAAUCCUAAAGAAUUAUGUUCAUUUUGAAGUUUUAAGUGUCUGGAAUGCAUUUGAUCAUCUAAUCUGACUGCCUAUGCCAUAGUCUUAAAAUAUCAGUCGUUUUGAAGGGUUUUUUGUUAAAGAGGCAGACUAUUGCCAUCACAUUUGGACUGUUUUUGUAUGUCAUGGGGAUGUUGUAUAGUGUGAAAGAAACAAAAAAGGUCUUGCACAGCGGUUUGGAGUUAAUUGUUUUUGGGAAAUGUUAAUAGGUUUGUUUAAUUAAAUUAAUGGCAACCACCACCUGAAACAUGGGCUAUUUUCUGAUGAAUGUAUGUAGAAUGUCUUAUUUUUGAUGACUGCUCUUUGAUAAAUAUGGUAAAGCUUGAAUAUUUCUCUA
Molecule: messenger RNA, 9235 nt
Organism: Morone saxatilis (striped sea-bass)
Lineage: Eukaryota; Metazoa; Chordata; Actinopteri; Moronidae
Gene: ahctf1
Product: AT hook containing transcription factor 1
Exons: 40
Coding region: 270-8204 (2644 amino acids)
Source: RefSeq, a predicted model, not a curated record